This is a messenger RNA of Hyposmocoma kahamanoa, 609 nucleotides long. RefSeq lists its product as uncharacterized. NCBI's taxonomy places the organism in Eukaryota, Metazoa, Arthropoda, Insecta, Lepidoptera, Cosmopterigidae. The coding region runs from base 1 to 609 and encodes 202 amino acids. The transcript has a single exon. The record is from RefSeq and is a predicted model, not a curated record.
AUGACCGCCCUCGCCUCUGAAAUGAGCGUAACAAUAAAAUCUUUAAUUAGUUCUGAAAUGAAGGCACUGAAAACGGAAAUUACUGAAGUGAAGGAAUCUUUGUCUUUCAUCAAUAAAGAAUAUGAAGAGUUCCGCCAACAGCAUCAAUCAGCAAUCGGAACUAUUGAGAUGUUGCAGUCAGAAAACUUAGAAAUGAAGUCAACUAUUGCCAGCUUGAGCACAAGAGUGAAUCAUUUAGAACAACAAGCUAGAACGUGCAACAUUGAAAUCCAGUGCGUACCCGAAAAAAAAAAUGAAAACCUCCUCACCAUUGUCGACUCCAUCAGCAAGGCGGUUGGGUGUAAGAUUAACCCAGAAGACAUACAUAAAUGUACACGGAUUGCUAAAUUGGACCCGACUGGCUCUCGCCCACGCUCUAUUGUCGUACAGUUGUCUUCACCAAGAGUACGAGAUGAAUUCUUGGCUGCAGCUGUGAAGUAUAACAGAUCAAAAAUAAGAAAAGAGGAGAAACUCAACACAUCAGACAUAGGCAUUACUGGCGAAAAAAAGCCAAUCUUUAUAGCUUGUAACAGAACAUACCUUCCACAAAAUAAAAUAAAAAUGAAUUAG